AAGGAAAUAAAGACGGAAAAAUAAAUACAAUUGGCACAAAGGAGUUUAACGAAAACUCACAGUAUCAGAAGAGUUAACUGAUGUUAGAGAACUUGAAUAAACCGUGACAUUUGAUCGCGAUUUUGAAAAUGAGGAGAGAUGCGGGGAUCGUCUAAAAACAAAAUGUUACAUCGCUGAUGAAGAGAGAGAGAGAGAGAGCACGGACUCGCGCGCGCGCUCUCGGUACGGCACUCGACGCGCUAAACCGCUUGUGCCUCCUCCAUCCCAACCCUCUCCGCCAACAGCACCGACGCCAACGCUGUCUCUCCAGUCUCUGCCCUCUCCCUCCCCGCUCGCUUUUCUUAAAGCUCAUUUCCCUGACGAUCUGAAGCUUUUUUUUUCCAGCACGAUGAGAGAUGCCAGCAGCGCAGCAGCAGGACGAGCCGAACCGAGCCGCUCCGAGCGGAACUGAGCUGCAGUUUUCUAUCAGGCUUCAGGACUGAGCUGAACCUGAACCUGCACCAUAUACUAAAAAAAUAUAUAUAAUAAUAAUAAAAAAGGAUAUCAUUCAAAUCACGUCUUCAUCUUCUCUUUUCUUCUUGGUCAGAGAGAGAGAAAGAGAGAGAGAGAGAGGGGGGAAAAAAAUCACAGGAGACGUUGGUGGAAAGGGAGAGAUCCAACAAUCUUUAAACUCGUUAUAUUUCGGAUGCUCUAGUGAAGAAAGGCAGCGAUCGGAGGCAGCCAGGGACCACCCGUCUCCAAACCCGUUGGAGAUGUAAAGUUGGACACCAAUAAAACCGAUGCUGUGAAGUGGCUCUCAGCCUUAACUUCAUCAGGACUCUGAGGAAGGAUGCUGUGGUUUACCCUGCUAAGCACAAUAGCUUUAGGAUGGACUACGCCGAUCCCUCUGUUGGAUGAGUCAGAGGAAAUAGAUGAGCCUUGCUUUGACCCUUGCUACUGUGAAGUCAAGGAGGGUUUUUUCCACAUCCACUGCGACAGCAAAGGAUUUACAAAUGUCAGCCAGAUCUCACAGACGUGGAUGAGACCAUUUAAGCUCAAUCUGCAGAGGAACUCCAUGCGCAAGCUGUAUUUUAACAGCUUUUUGCAUCUCAACAAUGCUGUGUCGCUCAAUCUGGGAAACAACGCGCUGCAGGACAUACAUGUGGGUGCGUUCAAUGGCCUGAGCAUUUUGAAAAAGCUAUUUCUUCAUGAGAAUAAGCUAGAGGUGUUCAGGAAUGACACUUUUAUGGGGCUGGAGAGCCUCGAGUAUCUCCAGGCGGAUUACAACGUCAUCAAGAGAAUAGAGAGCGGGGCAUUUCGGAACCUACACAAACUCAGAGUACUUAUUUUGAAUGACAAUUUGAUACCCGUUCUACCCAGUUUAUUAUUCAGGUCUGUGUCACUGACGCACCUUGACUUGCGUGGCAACCGCUUAAAAAUUCUACCCUAUAAAGGGACGUUGGAAUACAUCGGUCGCAACUUGAUGGAGAUUCAGCUCGAGGAAAAUCCGUGGAACUGUGUGUGUGACAUCGUUCAGCUCAAAACAUGGCUGGAGCGCAUCCCAUACACGGCUCUAGUGGGUGACAUCACGUGUGAAUACCCCUUUCAUUUACACGGCAAAGACCUUCGCGAGAUCAAAAGGAGUGAACUCUGUCCUUUACUUUCUGAAGCGGAGCUGGAGGCCAAACAUGGCAUUCCCAGAUUACCGUUUAAUAAUGAAAAUGUCUGGCCCACCAAGCCUUCAUCAAUGUUAUCAUCUUUUCAUAACACAGCCUCCUCGGUGGAGUACAGAGAGAGACAUGUAAAGCCAACUAAGCGGCCCAGACCCACAAAAACACCACCCACUCCUCGUAGCAUUUACCCAGGGCUGAAUCAGCCUCCUAUUGCCGCUUACCAGACCAGACCCCCUAUACCAAUCAUUUGCCCGACAGGGUGUAUGUGCAAUUUACACAUCAAUGACUUGGGCCUCACCGUCAAUUGUAAAGAGAAAGGCUUCCACAACAUUUCUGAGCUGUUACCACGUCCACUUAAUGCCAAGAAACUGUAUUUAAGUGGGAAUCUGAUACAGAAAAUUUAUCGAUCUGAUUUUUGGAAUUUCUCCAGUUUGGAUUUAUUGCACUUGGGUAAUAAUCGGAUAUCAUACGUUCAAGAAGGCGCCUUUAUGAACUUACCUAAUUUGAAAAGUUUAUACUUGAAUGGCAACGACAUUGAACGGCUCACUCCAGGCAUGUUUCGUGGUCUGCAAGCACUUAGUUACCUGUACUUUGAGUACAAUGUCAUUCGAGAGAUCCAACCGGCCGCAUUCAGCCUUAUGCCGAACCUGCAGCUGGUAUUUCUCAAUGACAACCUGCUGCGUACCCUGCCCGUGGAUGCCUUCGCUGGCACCUCCCUGGCCAGGCUCAACCUGCGCAACAACUACUUCCUGUACUUGCCUGUGAGCGGCGUACUGGAACAUCUUCACUCCAUUGUUCAAAUCGACCUGCACCAGAACCCAUGGGACUGCUCUUGCGACAUCAUCCCGCUCAAGCAGUGGAUUGAAAAGCUCAGCUCUGUCAUUGUCAUGGGGGAAGUGACCUGCAAGACCCCAGAUUUUGCUCUUAGUAAGGAUCUGCGCACCCUGGAGGUGGAGGUCAUCUGCCCUGAGAUGAAAAUAACAGCGUCCUCUCCUGUUUUACCCAAUGAUAUGACAGCAACCAGUGGUUCUGAGAUAGGAUAUGUGCCAGCAACAGGAGCUGUCCCACUCUCUGUGCUGAUUCUCAGCCUGUUGAUCCUCUUCAUCUCGGCUGUUUUUGUGGCCGCUGGUCUGUUUGCGUUUGUUCUACGGAGACGAAAGAAGCUUCCCUUCAGGAGAAGGCAGGAAGUUGAUCUUACAGGCAUUCAGAUGCAAUGCAAGAUAUUCGAGGAAAGACAGACCGCAUCGCCUGAAAAACCACCCGGUCAUGUCUACGACUACAUCCCUCAUCCGGUUACUCAGAUGUGCAACAAUCCCAUUUACAAACCACGAGAGGGAGAGAUAGAGGGCAGGCAGUUUGCAGAAACCAAGGAAAAUAACAGUAAUUAUCGAACUCUUUUGGAAAAAGAGAAGGAAUGGACUAUGGCUGUGUCCAAUUCCCAGCUCAACACUAUAGUCACUGUCAAUCAGUCCGGUGACAUUGCUGGCUUUCACGAGAAUGGAGUGCUUUGCCCUACCAUGAUUGACAGCCAGAGACCAACCCCAACGGUGGGUUUUGUAGACUGCCUAUAUGGCACUGUACCCAAAUUAAAGGACAUGCACGUUGCACAUGCACAUCCCCCUGGAAUGCAAUACCCUGAUUUACAGCAAGAUGCCAGAUUAAAAGAAACAUUACUUUUUACAGCGGGGAAAGGGUUCCCUGAGCAAACCCCAAGUGAAUACCUCGAGUUAAGGGCCAAACUUCAAACCAAGCCGGAUUACCUUGAAGUCUUGGAGAAAUCGUAUAGAUUCUAAUUGAAUUUAAAAUAAUAUUCUUUUUCACAACCCCUCCCCCUUCUUCACCCAAUCCCACAACGAUUAAGUAUCAAAAAAGAAGCAUGGCAAAAUCAUACAGUAUGUAUCACACACACAAUUCCCCCAAGUCAGUUUGGAGGAAAGGCCAUACUCAGAUUUUCAAUGAAGUGCCUUUUUUCAGAGUAGCCAGCAAUGUUACCACCCAUUAUUUUUGUAUGGAACAGAUUUGUCGUUGAGCUACUGGAGCGUAAUCAUCAAAAUAUGAUUAAAAGAAGCCUUCACUUGCUGAGGUUUACAACGCUUUUGCGAGGACGCACACUUGCCCUGGCAAAGUUUGUAGAAUAUUUGCAGUUUGCUGCAUGCAUUCAACUGCAGAGGAGGGUGUUGAUGAGAAACUUCACCUGCUAUAGAGAUACAGCGACAUAUUAGCCGUUCAGUGGUCUAUUUAAUUUUAUAUAACAAAAGAUGACAGAACUCUAUCGCAAGGAUGCAUCCAAGGAUCAAUAUUUGUGAAUAUAUAAAGACGUUUCAAGAUUUUAUGGAGUUCAACGCACUUUCUUAAGAAAAACACUUCUGGAUAUUAUGGUUCUUCUGGAACGGCUUUUUAGGAAGCACUUUUAAUGUUUUCUCCCGAAUAUUUGACAAAGUUAAAAAUGUGCAUAUAUUUAUUCUGUAAUUUCAGUGAAAGAUUCAAUUGUAAAGGUAAUGUUAAAUCAAUGUAUAGUGAUUAUGCGUCUGAUAUAGCCUUCUUAAUAAAAAUACGAAGUCUAACGUCAACUAAAAAGGGUACCAAUGCAUACUGUUUGUGAGAAAUAGAUUUCACAUAUUGGUAUGCUGCUUUUAAUACCUUUUGUUUUAUAAUUUUAAGACAAAUUAUUAAAUGCACAUUAAUGCACAUUUCACUGCUGCUAGAAGAGUCAGAUACUCCUGUCUGCAUGUGCCAUUGAUGGGUAUGAACAAGAAAGAGAUCUGCUUUGGAUUAGAUAUGAAUCAUUCUGUAAGGUAUGUUUUUACACCCGCCCAUAUCUGUAGACUGCAUUACACAACUUUUGAGAUUGAGGAUGUACAUUAAUGCUGUUUCAUUUUUACAAGUGUCCACAAGAGGGAGAAAGUGAGACAGCAUCCCAUCACAUGUGAAAUCGAUGUGCAAAGGUAGAUGUUUGAUUAUUUGAGACAAAAGCUUAAAAUCUCUUUUUGUCUCUUUUGAGAUACAGCUUAGUGGCAUUUCUAUAGAAUUAUGCUUGUGUGUGUGUGGUGUGUGUUUGGGGACAAUCUCACAUAUUGUGUCUGUGCAUCACUCUAGGGAAAUAUGUUCAUACUAGAAAAUUAUCUAUUCAACAAAAACAUAUUUUAUACUCUCCUUUAAAAACAAAGAUGGCUAUUUUUUCAAACGAAAUAUAAUGUCUGCCAGUGCUAUUUUUAAGUUCAACCCAUAACAUUGAAUCAAAACAUAGUUCAUCUACAAUUGAUCACAAUUAAUCUUCCUGAAGGUGUCAAGGAUACAUAACAGCAUUUGCUUGUUUGUUUUCGUUCAGUUGGUUUAAGUAGCUUCAAAUUUGUAUGUUUAAUACCAACCAAUAUUUUUAUUCAUUACUUUCCCCCCUCAUUUACCAUUUACCUGGGCUGUUUUGUCAGUUUUUCAAUAAAUUCUGCUUG
Molecule: messenger RNA, 5101 nt
Organism: Xyrauchen texanus (razorback sucker)
Lineage: Eukaryota; Metazoa; Chordata; Actinopteri; Cypriniformes; Catostomidae
Product: SLIT and NTRK-like protein 3
Exons: 3
Coding region: 830-3445 (871 amino acids)
Biological process (GO): axonogenesis; regulation of presynapse assembly; positive regulation of synapse assembly
Cellular component (GO): GABA-ergic synapse; postsynaptic density membrane
Molecular function (GO): protein binding
Source: RefSeq, a predicted model, not a curated record